ACACCACAUCUGCAAUCCUCAAUGGGAACUCAGAAGCCCCUUAUUGUGCCCUGGCUGAUAGAGCAGUUGGACACCCAGCGAUACCCAGGUGUGUCCUGGCUCAACCCAGAAAGAACGCUCUUCCGAGUGCUGUGGAAGCAUGGCUCACGCCGGAACGUUAGCCCGGAGGAUUUUCAGAUCUUUGAGGACUGGGCCAUUGUUAGAAACCUUUACAACCCAGGAAAGGAUCCUCGGACUCCUUCAGAAUGGAAGAGGAAUUUCCGCUCUGCCCUGAACAGAAAAGAUGGCAUUGAGAUGGUGGAGGAUAACAGCACUGCCUCUGAAGAUCCUCACAAAGUGUAUAAAAUCAACCUUGAUAUUGCCAAUCUAAGUGGUCCGGUUCUGGGGGCAGCCAGUGUAGAGGCCAGCGAUGCACCACUGAUUCCAGUUGAAAGUAGGAAGUCAAGUGGGGUGAGUUCAUCUUCUAGUCAGGAUGAAACACUGGACGAUUUGUUGAGUUCCCUGGAUCUCUCCAAUCCCGAUAAAGAAGACUGUCCAGAGUGGUAUAAAACUCUGUCUCCAUCCCAGUUGGAACUGACUAUUACUACAGUACCAAGGACCCUAUUGGAACAACCCAGGGGAACCAAUGAAUUUGGUAAGCUUCCGGGAUCCAGGGGAAAUUCUUACAUCAUAUGCCAAUCCAGACAUUGUAGAAAGAAAAUCAUAUUUCUUAAUAUAUAUAUUUUUUGUUCGAUAUUCAAUUCAGGGAUAGGGGCAGAAAAUGCGAUUUGCUGUGGAGGCCUACCUUCAUCCAAUUUAGAAUUGGAUCCACCCGUUGUCACAAUCCCACCAGUGUUACAACUGAUUGCGGCCCAUGAGUUUGAGACAGAUUUUGAGGUUCGGACUUUUUAUCGGGGCCGUCUGGUCCUCAGUGAAGUCUUCAGGAAUUCACAAGGCCUGUGCUUUGUGCCUCCUGGUGUCUCUGGCAAUCAUCCUGAUUUGGCAGAUGUUACACUGCCUGACCCCACCACUUUGAGUGACAAGCUGCAAGCAUCGCACACGCUUCGGCUUCUGCAAGGAGUGGCACCAGGUGUGCUGCUCUGUAUCAAGGGGAACCAGUUGUGUGGCAUGCGCCAAGGCAUUUACCAUGUCUUCUGGAGCCAGUCUGAGAUGCCGGGAGAUGGGGUGCCGCACGGAUUGCUACUGAGGAAACAGUUCGUUCCCAUCUUCAACCUGCAGCAGUUUGUAUCAGAAUUGAUUGGAUACAUUGAGGGGCGCAAUGGCUCUCCGAAUUACACUCAGUGGUUAUCCUUUGGGGAGAAAUGGCCUGACUCUAAUCGCUCCUGGAAGAAAAAACUGAUCAUGGUACAAAUAAUUCCCAAAGUUUUAGAACAUCUUUAUGAACUGAGCCAGAUUCAUGGGGCAUCAUCAUUAAAAGAUAACGAACCAGACCUAAGGAUUUCAGAUCCUCUACAACAACAUUGCUUUCUGGAGCAGCUGCACAAAUGGGAAGAGAAGAUGGAAAUAGAGUUUAGGAGCUAGCUACACAAUACUACAUGUUGUCCAGUCAGAGUCAGCUCCCUUUGGAUUCCUCUGUUCUACAGCAGGAUGACAUUUUGCCUUUCCUGUGAAAAGGUGAACACCAAGAACUGAAAUGUAGCCUGGAAUUCUACUGGACCUUUUGAGUCAAUUGAAUUAUUGCUUCCCUUCCACCCCCCAACCCCCCAGCCUUCUGGUUUUGGGUCUGCAUACUGUCUAGAAUGUAAAAAAUGUG
Molecule: messenger RNA, 1753 nt
Organism: Candoia aspera
Lineage: Eukaryota; Metazoa; Chordata; Lepidosauria; Squamata; Candoiidae
Gene: IRF3
Product: interferon regulatory factor 3
Exons: 10
Coding region: 22-1521 (499 amino acids)
Biological process (GO): immune system process; regulation of transcription by RNA polymerase II
Cellular component (GO): nucleus
Molecular function (GO): DNA-binding transcription factor activity, RNA polymerase II-specific; protein binding; RNA polymerase II cis-regulatory region sequence-specific DNA binding
Source: RefSeq, a predicted model, not a curated record